Messenger RNA from Oncorhynchus keta (chum salmon), 2260 nucleotides. It is a transcript of the gene maoa, whose product is annotated as monoamine oxidase. The transcript is spliced from 15 exons. NCBI's taxonomy places the organism in Eukaryota, Metazoa, Chordata, Actinopteri, Salmoniformes, Salmonidae. The record is from RefSeq and is a predicted model, not a curated record. The coding region runs from base 16 to 1680 and encodes 554 amino acids. Gene Ontology annotation, molecular function: oxidoreductase activity.
CCGCUUUUAAUACAGAUGCCAUCCUCUGUUCGCCUGGCAUCCAGCACCGAGCGAGGCGAGCGAACCGCAGGCAGCGGACGUACAGAGAGAGACCGGCAAAACAACACCAUGACAUCACAGAACACAUACGACGUUAUUGUGAUCGGCGGAGGAAUAUCAGGGCUGAGUGCAGCUAAGCUACUGAAGGAGAAAGGGCUGAGUCCUGUGGUUCUGGAAGCAAGAGAUCGGGUUGGUGGACGGACCUUCACCGUACGGAAUGAGCAGACUAAGUAUGUUGACCUGGGUGGGGCCUACAUCGGGCCUACACAGAAUCGGAUCCUCCGAUUGGCUAAAGAGUACGGAGUCGAGACCUACAAAGUCAACGAGGAGGAGAGGCUGGUGCAUUAUGUAAAGGGAAAGUCCUACCCAUUCAGAGGCUCCUUCCCCCCCAUGUGGAAUCCAUUUGCCCUGAUGGACUACAACAACCUGUGGAGGAAGAUGGAUGAGAUGGGCAGCGAGAUCCCCAGAGAGGCUCCAUGGAGGGCUCCCCAUGCUGAGGAGUGGGACAAGAUGACCAUGAAGCAGCUCUUUGACAAGAUCUGCUGGACCAAUUCUGCGAGGCGGUUUGCCACUCUGUUUGUGAACGUGAAUGUGACCUCUGAACCCCACGAGGUGUCGGCCCUGUGGUUCCUCUGGUACGUCAAGCAGUGUGGAGGGACCAUGAGGAUUUUCUCCACCACCAACGGAGGACAGGAGAGGAAGUUUGUGGGCGGUUCCAGCCAGAUCAGUGAGUGUAUGGCCAAGGAGCUGGGUGAGUGUGUCAAGAUGGAAUCUCCCGUCUACAGGAUCGACCAGACAGGGGACAUGGUCGAGGUUGAGACUCUCAACAAGGAAACAUACAGGGCGAAGUAUGUGAUUGUGGCGACCGCCCCUGGUCUGAACCUGAAGAUGCACUUUAACCCCGAGCUGCCCCCGCUCAGAAACCAGCUGAUCCACAGGGUCCCCAUGGGCUCUGUCAUUAAGUGUAUGGUCUACUACAGAGAGAACUUCUGGAGGAAGAAAGGGUACUGUGGCACUAUGGUGAUCGAGGAGGAAGAGGCCCCCAUCAGCUUGACUCUGGAUGACACAAAGCCUGAUGGGACUGUGCCCGCCAUUAUGGGCUUCAUCCUGGCCCGUAAGUGUAGGAAGCUAUGUGAACUGACCAGAGAGGAGAGGAAGAAGAGGAUCUGUGAGAUCUACUCCAGAGUGCUGGGCUCAGAGGAAGCUCUGCAUCCUGUGCACUAUGAGGAGAAGAACUGGUGUGAGGAGGAGUAUUCUGGAGGCUGCUACACUGCUUACUUCCCCCCUGGUAUACUCACCCAGUACGGCAAGGUUAUCAGGAAGCCAGUAGGCAGACUGUACUUUGCAGGCACAGAGACAGCUACUGAGUGGAGUGGCUACAUGGAGGGGGCUGUUCAGGCAGGGGAGAGGGCCGCCAGAGAGAUCAUGUGUAUGAUGGGCAGGAUUCCUCAGAAUCAGAUCUGGCAAACAGAGCCUGAAUCAAUGGAAGUCCCACCACUCCCAUUCGUUACCACCUUCUGGGAGCGGAACCUCCCGUCGGUGGGUGGGUUCAUCAACUUCCUGGGCGUAGCCUCUGUCCUGUCUGUUGCCACGACAGCAGGCCUUUUGGCCUAUAAGAAGGGGCUUCUCACCUGGAGCUAAACCUAAACCCCUCCCACUUUCCUCAUUCUUCUCUCCUGUAUCUCUACAGAGCAAUUCUCCAAUGGCACCCUAUUCCCUGUACAGUGCACUACUUUUGACCACAUGUGGCUAUGGUUCUAAAGUAAAGCACUAUAUAGGGAACAAGGUGCCAUGUUAGAUGUAGCCACUGUGUGUUAUAGGCCUUGGUAAAGACUGUUUAACUCUGUCAUUCACUACUGUACCAUCACCCCCAUCCAUUGUUCUAAAACUAGUGUAAACAGUCUCCCAACAGACCAUCUCUCAAGACCAACUCACAAUAAUGGUGUCUGUUCUGCUAAGAUUUGUGUCUUUGACACCUUAGAUUUGCGAUGGAAGAUGUGAGUGGAUAGAGAGAAAGAGUGUGUGUGAGAGAGAGGGGGGAGUGAGAGAGAGAGGGGGAGUGAGGGGGAGUGAGAGAGAGCAAAAUAAACCAAAAUAAUUCAGACUCUUUAACCAAUGAAGGAUGACAACUAAAUCAGAGUUAAUGAAAAAGAAACAGUAGCUGAUGACCAUUAUCAUUCCAGAAAUGUCCAAUAAAUUCACAAACCUGCGUUGACUGUUU